AUGAAGGGUGGAAAGCUGGAGGUCGCCAUGAGUGAAUACUCAGCUGCUGACAUUCCCAGAUGUGGUCCAGCAAGUCCAUUUAAAGGACACUUGAGUACGAAGAGUAAUGCUUUCUGCAUUGACUCCUCCCGAAGUCUAACUAGCCAGUACCUGAUCAGAGAUCACAUGGUGUUUCAUUACAACAAAAUCCUUUCAGCCAAAGCAGCUGUAGACUGUUCAGUGCCCAAAAGUAGGUUGACCAGCAUCAAACUUGCUGACCAGCAAAGAAGAGAGAAACUGAAAAAGAAGAUAGCCAGGUGUGAAGAGGAAAUGAGUGCGGGUAAAACUGCCUCCCGAUCCAGCUCAAGAGAGAGUAGAAGGCUGCUGCCAUCCUCUUUUGGAAAGAGUUUCUUGGACGCAGAAGACAAAGAUGGUCUCUUCCCCUGUGUUCAGCAGGCACAGUACCUAUCAAGAGCGCUGUCUCCUUAUGGCAAGCAUGGCUUGGUUCGCUCCAGUCCAGUAAAAUACGCCAGAAAAGAUUCUCAGAACGCAUCUAACGCAUCUAACUCAAAUUCAAGUGUCAGUACAUCAAGUACACCAAGAAAACGCUCUGGACUUCCGUGCAGCUCCACUAAUAGUUUUGCGAGCAUUAGUCAUUCGCAGAGGUGUCAAGGGAGCAACUCCCAAGUAUGCAGUGGGGAUCUUCUAGUCAGGCACUCUGAAUUCUUUACUGAUGGCCAAAAACCUUUUACUCCACGCACCUUAAUAUCAGAUGCUAAAUCCUUCCUGUCAGAGUACAGGUAUUACACUCCUGCUCGAAGGAAAAGGAAAAAUCACUGCAAGCAGCAUGUGGAAGCUCAAACGCAGACUGAUGUGAUCAGCUUUCCAUCUGCAGACAAAGUGUUUGAGAGAAAAGUUAUGACUGAACAGCAGAAGGUCACAUUGAAGGCUGAAGAUGGACGAUAUACUGUGGAUAAGCCUGAGAGAGGAAUAGCUGCUUUUCCAUGCUCCUUCCUAAGAGAGACAUCGCUGUAUUCUCAGCAGUCUUCAGCAAGGAGGACUAUCAAGGCUGAGGAAGAAGAGCUUUUAUAUUUAGCUUUCAUUGAAGAUAUAACAAAUGAAAUUCUUAGCCUUGGGCUAUUUUCUAACAGAGUUCUGGAACAACUGUUUGAGUGUCAUAUACAAGAAAAUAAGAACCGUUUGGAUGAGAGCAAAAUGCGCUACUUGUUGGAUGUACUGAAAGCAGACCUUGGCUGCAGCCCGGGCAGUGGUGCAGAGCAAAUCCAUGCAGGCUGGGAAGCCUUUGAGUCAAUGGCUCUGCAAGAGUUUGAUACAAUGGAAGAGCUCGAGUUUACCAGUAAAAGUCGGAGUCAGAGAAAAGCUACAAAAAGUGAAGUCUUUGGGACCACAGACUUAUCAUUAAAGGAUCCAAACAAAUGUGAAUCACCGUUAUGCAGGGAAAGUUCAAAGGAGACACCGAGCAAGGAUGACUUUUCAGAAGAUGUCGCUGAAAUGAUGGAUGCUGGGACAGAGUCUCAUUCUUGUGUGAAAGCCGAAGAUGACCCAGAGACUUCACCCUCAUGUGAGGCAACUUUAAACUUGAUUACUUGUGACAGUGAUUUGGAAGCUACCAAGGAACUUGAUGACCUCGAGGAAAGCUUUGCAGAGGCCCUUCAGCUCUCACAUGACUAUUCAUAA
This is a messenger RNA of Haliaeetus leucocephalus (bald eagle), 1677 nucleotides long. It is a transcript of the gene SPATA7, whose product is annotated as spermatogenesis associated 7. The record is from RefSeq and is a predicted model, not a curated record. Lineage: Eukaryota; Metazoa; Chordata; Aves; Accipitriformes; Accipitridae. The transcript is spliced from 12 exons. Gene Ontology annotation, biological process: microtubule cytoskeleton organization; protein localization to photoreceptor outer segment; protein localization to photoreceptor connecting cilium. The coding region runs from base 1 to 1677 and encodes 558 amino acids. Gene Ontology annotation, cellular component: photoreceptor distal connecting cilium; ciliary basal body; rod photoreceptor outer segment.